AUGGAGGCAGGAGAAGAUGACGAUGGUGAGAAAAGUACGAGGAAGACCUACCUCUCGCCCCAAGAGCGAGAACGCAGAAAGAAGGGAGGCCUCUGCUUCAAAUGCAGCAAGAAGGGCCUCAUCAAAGAUUGCCCUAACCACCCUACGGUAACAACUGCUAGGAAAACCCAGACUAACUCCGCGUCUAGCUCUAAAGAAGACGCCGAAUACCAGGAGUUUCUGGAAUGGAAAGUGUUCAAAGCAGGCCAGGUAAAGAAGCCGAAGAAGAAGGAGGAGUCAGAAGAUGAGGAUUGUUAA
Molecule: messenger RNA, 297 nt
Organism: Suillus plorans
Lineage: Eukaryota; Fungi; Basidiomycota; Agaricomycetes; Boletales; Suillaceae
Exons: 1
Coding region: 1-297 (98 amino acids)
Molecular function (GO): nucleic acid binding; zinc ion binding
Source: RefSeq, a predicted model, not a curated record